AUUUUUUCAAAUGCUACCAGUUAAUGCGUACAAGAGAGUAAAUAAGAGCUCGAGGAAUAUUAAAUAACUAAAAUGCAACUACUCAAUGCGACAGUAACUUUAGUUAUAAUUGUUAUUAUGCAUAAGACUGUCGAUUCUAAAAUGACUAUUGACCAAAUCAAAAAUACCAUGAAACCGUAUAAAAACAAAUGUUUAAGAGUCACAGGUGUAGAUCCAGACAUCGUUGAAGGGACUAAAUCCGGGAACUUUCCCAGCGAUCCAAAGCUAAUGUGUUUUACAAAAUGCAUAUAUAACAUGAUGAAAGUUAUAAAAAAUGAUGAUCUUUCACUAAAAGAAAUUUUCAAAACAGUUGAUUUGAUGGUGCCAGAUGAAUAUGUGCCACAAAUGAAGAAAAUAAUUGAAGAUUGUCUUGGAAAGGCUAAUACUAAAACAUCAGAUUUGUGUGAAAAAAGUUGGUUACUAUCCAAGUGCUUCUACGAAUCAGACAGUUCGCUUUAUUUCUUUCCAUAACGUGGGUUUUCGAGGCAUCGAUCAAGAUGAACGCUUUACCGCUACAACUGCUAUUGUGAAUUAAGAUUCACUCAGCCAUUUACUGCUUCUUUUGUGGAAGCUUUGAGUCAGGAUUAUUUUAUCACUUUUGAUUCUUAAAUCAAUCAAUGAGUUUGAUCGCACAGGUGAAAAAUUUGUUAUUUUCUGUAUGUGUGUAAUGAAUCUGUUUGUCAAUUCAUUAAUUCUCGUCAUUUUUACAUUGUUCACGAUAUCUUAGCAAAUCUGUAUUUUCGUUUUCCGACAUUUGUAUGGUUUACUAUUUCAAUAACAACAGAACAUUUUGGUGCGAUGCGAACGAAUGUUUUACUACGAUUAUAAACAUACGAUUAUAAAUGUUAAUUUACAUUUUGCAUAUAAUUUUAGUGGUUUUAUUUUU
Messenger RNA from Phymastichus coffea, 925 nucleotides. RefSeq names its product general odorant-binding protein 72-like. NCBI's taxonomy places the organism in Eukaryota, Metazoa, Arthropoda, Insecta, Hymenoptera, Eulophidae. The record is from RefSeq and is a predicted model, not a curated record. Gene Ontology annotation, biological process: olfactory behavior; sensory perception of smell. The coding region runs from base 73 to 510 and encodes 145 amino acids. Gene Ontology annotation, cellular component: extracellular region. The transcript is spliced from 6 exons. Gene Ontology annotation, molecular function: odorant binding; dibutyl phthalate binding.